GUUAAAAUCAUUGGUAAAGAAGUUCCAAUAGUUCCAUUACUUUCCACAUUAUGGGCUCUUUUAACUGGACCUCAUGUCGAUAUUGUUAUUCCUAUACCUAAUGAAUAUUAUCAAUCAGGAAUUUACAAGUCAAUAAAGGCUCGUAUAGGGUCAAGCGAUUAUUAUACUAUCGUAAGUGCUGAUUUUGCUAGAAAAAUUUUAACCGAGCAAGAAGAUAAUUUUCCCAAAUAUACAUUCAAUAACGAACUUCCUGUUUAUAAAUUCUUUGGAAACGGGAUCGUUUUCGCUAAUGGUGACAAAUGGCGCGUUCACAGGAAAUUAUCGAACCCGGCAUUUAAUCUUUUAUUGACUCCUAAUGCCAUGGGUGAAGUGGUUUUGGAAGCGUUUAAAUAUAUGAGCAGUGAAAUUCAUGAGCCAAUCGACAUUUAUGAAAUGAUACAACAUAUAACCAUUGAAGUAUUAGGAAAGGUUGCUUUUGGAUAUUCGUUCGGAGUAAAAUUGCCAGAUAUCGUACGCAAAUAUAAAUAUAUCAUGGAUCAUGUCGAAUCAUAUUCAUUAAAUAUAUUUACCUUUCUAAAUAAAUUACCAACGAAAAGGAAUAGAAAGUUCCAUGAAGCAUUAAAAGCCUUUGAUAAAUAUAUAUAUGAAAUCAUUGAUAUUAAAAGAUUCGAAUUAGCUAAACGUAAAAAAUUAAAUGAAAAGAAAACAUCCAACAAUGAAGAAUUAUUGAUAAACAUGUUGGAGGCUAGUGAACAAGAAAAGAUUUAUAUCGGAAGUGAAGAUUUAAGAGAUAACAUGAUAAACUUCUUUAGCGCAGGGAAUGACACCACAUCGAUGUCCAUAAGUUCUUCUAUUUAUAAUCUUGCAAGAUAUCCGGAAAUGCAAAAGAAAGCAAGGGAUGAAGUUAUAAGUGUAAUGGGCGAUGAAAUCAGAAUACCCACAGUGGAUCAAUUGAAGGAUUUUCAUUAUCUAAAUGCUAUUAUAAAAGAAAGUUUGAGGCGAUAUCCUGCUCCAAUGGCAUUUCGACAACUUCAAAAGCCAACGAAAUUUGGAGAAUAUUUAAUUCCAGACAAGUCUAUAGUAAAAAUUUCUAACUUUGGUGUGCAUCAUGACCCAAAAUAUUGGAAAAAUGCUUAUAGAUUCGAUCCUGAAAGAUGGUUAUCAAACGAAAAAAUUGAAAAAAGACAUGCAUUUUCUUAUAUUCCGUUUAGUGCUGGUUCUAGAAAUUGCGUUGGGCAAAACUUUAGUAUAAUGGAACAACGAGUUGUUCUUGCAAUGUUUUUAAUCAAGUACGAGUGGAGUUUGCCCAAUAAUUCUAUACAUAAGGAAGAUUUGGUUUUAAGCAAUGCAUUUUUAUUUAGACCCAAAAAUCUCAAAAUUAAUUUUCAAGAAAGAAUGAAAAUUUGUUAA
This is a messenger RNA of Funneliformis caledonium, 1410 nucleotides long. NCBI's taxonomy places the organism in Eukaryota, Fungi, Glomeromycota, Glomeromycetes, Glomerales, Glomeraceae. The record is from the annotation of a GenBank genome assembly.